Hylaeus anthracinus is the source of this 2595-nucleotide messenger RNA. RefSeq names its product threonine--tRNA ligase 1, cytoplasmic (gene ThrRS). The record is from RefSeq and is a predicted model, not a curated record. Gene Ontology annotation, cellular component: cytoplasm. Gene Ontology annotation, biological process: threonyl-tRNA aminoacylation. Gene Ontology annotation, molecular function: ATP binding; threonine-tRNA ligase activity. Lineage: Eukaryota; Metazoa; Arthropoda; Insecta; Hymenoptera; Colletidae. The transcript is spliced from 5 exons. Bases 151 to 2307 code for a protein of 718 amino acids.
CCAUUCCGUACGUAAUAGUUACAAUAUGGUCGACAACAUGAGCGACGACGUGGUGAACAAUGUGCAAAAUCUGAAUUUAAAGGACGAAAAGGCAUGAAUACAGUUUACACUUGUCAUAACUUCUCGCAUUUUUAUUUGUAGCGUUAAAAUAUGUUGUCGAGUUCACGUCUUUGCAGUAUCAGAAACUUUUAUAAUGUUUCUAAGCGGACACAUGCUUCUUGGGCGAAGUUGAUGAAAAAGACGAAAAAAAAGAAUGCUCCUGCCGAUGAACAUACAGUGUCCGAAUUAAAUCCUUGGCCCAGCUAUAUCCAGGAUCGUAUCAUACUGUGGAAUAAACUAAAAGCUGAAUACGAUGCGUCGAUAGCUGAGAAGCCGGUCACCGAUAUAAAAAUAACUCUUCCCGAUGGAAAGGAAGUUGCUGGUCAGUCUUGGCGUACGACCCCGUAUGAAGUUGCAAAAAAUAUUAGCCAGGGCUUGGCGGAUAGUAUCGUUAUUGCAAAAGUCAAUAACGAACUAUGGGAUCUGGACAGACCUCUGGAGUUCGAUUGUAAACUCGAACUUCUCAAGUUCGACCAUCCCGACGGUCAGCAAGUCUUCUGGCAUUCCAGCGCGCAUAUUUUGGGAGAAGCCAUGGAAAGAGUAUACGGCGGUUGCUUAUGUUAUGGCCCGCCUAUAGAAAAUGGAUUCUAUUACGAUAUGUAUUUAGAUGACAAAGGGAUUUCAAACUUAGACUUUCCUUACUUGGAGAGUCUGUAUAAAAAUAUAGUUAAAGAGAAGCAGCCUUUCGAAAGAUUAGAAAUGAAAAAGGAAGAUCUCUUGGAGAUGUUUAAAUACAACGAAUUUAAGCUUCGGAUUAUUAACGAAAAAAUACAUACACCCACCACUACGGUGUACAGGUGUGGACCGUUGAUCGAUUUAUGCAGAGGCCCGCACAUUAAACAUACCGGAAAGGUUAAAGGCAUCAAAGUUACCAAGAACUCUUCCACUUAUUGGGAAGGAAACGCCAACGCGGAAUCGUUGCAGAGAGUUUACGGUAUCAGUUUUCCAGACACUAAACAAUUGAAGGAAUGGGAAAAGUUACAAGAGGAGGCUGCUAAGAGAGAUCACAGAAAAAUCGGGAGAGAACAGGAGCUAUUUUUCUUUCACGAACUCUCUCCUGGAUCGUGUUUCUUUCAGCCUCGUGGAGCGUACAUUUAUAAUACUUUGAUCGAAUUUAUACGCUCGGAGUACAGAAAACGAGGCUUCCAGGAAGUAGUGACGCCUAAUAUUUUUAAUAGUAAACUGUGGCAAACGUCUGGCCAUUGGCAACAUUACGCGGAGAACAUGUUCUCGUUCGACGUCGAAAAGGAAACAUUCGCGCUGAAGCCAAUGAACUGUCCUGGCCAUUGCAUGAUCUUCGAUGUUCGUAACAGAUCUUGGCGCGAAUUGCCAUUAAGAAUGGCCGAUUUCGGCGUGUUGCAUCGAAACGAGUUAUCGGGCGCUCUAACUGGACUCACCAGAGUGAGGCGUUUCCAGCAGGACGAUGCGCAUAUAUUCUGUUCGGUUAACCAAAUCAAGCAAGAAAUCUGCGGAGCACUCGACUUUCUGCGACACGUGUACACGGUCUUCGGAUUCACGUUUAAUCUGGUUCUCUCCACGAGACCUGAAAAGUACAUGGGAGAGUUAGACAUGUGGAAUCAAGCUGAAAAAGCACUGGAAGAGAGUCUAAACUUAUUUGGAGAACCGUGGAAGAUCAAUCCUGCGGAUGGGGCGUUUUACGGUCCGAAAAUUGAUAUAACGAUUAUGGAUGCGUUAAAGAGACCCCAUCAGUGCGCUACCAUUCAGUUGGACUUUCAGCUACCGAUCAGAUUCAAUUUAUCGUACGUUAACGAAACUGGAGAGAAAACGAGGCCAGUGAUCAUUCACAGAGCUAUCUUAGGCUCCGUGGAGAGAAUGAUCGCGAUUUUAACCGAAUCUUAUGCCGGAAAGUGGCCAUUCUGGCUGAGUCCGCGACAAGCGAUGGUCAUUCCAGUAAGUCCUCUGCACAACGAUUAUGCUUUCCAAGUGAAAGAUAAACUCUGGAAUGCUGGGUUUAUGGCGGAAGUUGACACGGACGCGAGCGACACUUUAAAUAAAAAAGUGCGAAACGCGCAGCUGGCACAAUUCAACUUCAUCCUUGUUGUUGGGGAGAACGAGCUUAACGCUAACACGGUUAACGUACGAACCAGGGACAACGUGGUACACGGAGAAGUCGGUGUAGGAGAUUUGAUCGAGAAAUUCAAAUUGUUCAAGGAAAGGAAAGACAAGAAUUGCGAGGAGAAGUUUUAAAUAAGCUCUGCGAAUAAGCAAAAUAUUAAUUUAUUUGUAACUAGUAAUUCCGGUGUUAUCGAUUGUAGUACAAGUCCGACCGAAUUUCAAAUAACAUUUUCUAUAUGUACUAAAAGUAAUGCACCCAAAGCUAUUUGAACAAAAUAUUUCACGCCGCGAGAGUCCUAUUUCUAGAGACAUUUUACAAAGACUUAGGAUAACGUUUUAUAGAAUAUUUUGCAUUUAAUCGAUUCUAUGGCCAAGGUUCGAUACGUUAAUAAAAAAAAGGAAGUAACGGAUACACAGAAA